CUCGAGCACACCGGAUAUCCACGCAGAUAGAUGUGAUGCUGUUGAAAGACUCAGUGGAGAGGGCAAGUCUGUUCCUACCUGGGCAGGUGAAAUGGCAUGUGCAGAAGUGCCUUUAGAUGAGCUGCAUGUGACUGAGCCCUUUGGACCACAAGGCAAAGAACGCACCCUACCAGCACAGCACCCUGACCAUAAAGAAGAGAGGCGUUUCUUAACCUAUAAACCCCCACCUGAGGAUGGCACACCUGUGCUGGUGGAAGAGUUUCUGGAGCAUGCUCAGUUCAUCUCAGAGGAUCUGGAGUGGCUGCUGGCUUUACCUCAUGACAAGUUCUGGUGUCAGGUGGUAUUUGAUGAGUCAUUACAGAGGUGUUUGGACUCUUAUUUGAGACACGCUCCGCGUGGUUUGGACCCAUCUGGUCUCUCGUCCAGUCCAGCUGUAGCUGACAUGCAGAGGAACAUUCAUCGCUUUGUGAUCUUCCUCAGGAUGGCUACGCACAAAGAGUCUAAGGAGAACUUCAUAACCCCUGCAGUGUUUGCAGAGAUUAUUUACAACAACUACCUAUUUGACAUUCCCAAAAUUCUGGAUCUGUGUGUGCUGUUUGGGAAAGGAAAUUCCCAACUGCUACAUAAAAUGAUCGAGAACAUUUUUACUCAACAGCCCAAUUAUUAUGGAGACCUAAAUGAGACUAUACCUUCAAUCAUCCAGGUGUUUGAUAUGAUAUUACAGAAGUGUGGUAUUCAGUCAGAGGACACAGGAAACAGUCAACCCCUCAAACUGAAUGCAAACAAAUGCCUAACUGCCAUGGCCAUUCCAGAGGAGGAGCUAGCAGACUUGGUUUUGUACAUGUGUGAUACUUGCACUACUAUCCACUCUUUCCUGGACACCUUCCCUGAGGCUUGUUCUACCUUCAAACAACACAACUUUCUUAACAGAUUAUCGUCAUUCUAUGAGAUGGCAGUUCCAGACCUGAAGAAAGCAGUGAAGAAGAGAAAUUUCAAUAAAAGUUUACAGGAGGACAUGUGGAGACGAAUAUCUCAUUCAAGAAAGAAAAUGGUAGAGAGUGUUCACCUGUUGCUCCAACACACUUUACAGCCCAUUCUGGAGGGCUCUGAAAACAUGGUAUCCUACGUAGAAGAUCUUCUACAGAACUUCACAGCUUUCCUUCAAGAGAAAAGAUUCCUGGCAGAUUAUGAUGAACAGUUCCCUAUAGCGGAUGACAUCAGUCUCCUUCAGCAGGCCUUCCCUCAUUUAGACGACACCAGGAUGUCUUAUCUGUUGCAGGGUGUAGAGUCUUUUUGGGAGUGUGUGGGGAAAAAGAGAUGCUUCCCCUCUUCAGUCAAUCACAGCGCAGGAGCCAAGCGCAAGACUGGCAGAGAUUUAGCAGUUUCCCAGAAGGAAGGAGCAGGAGUGUUGGAAGACAGAGAGGAGUUGAGAAGAGCGGAAGCUAUGACUGACAUACCCCGUAAGGGUGACAACGGGGUAGUGUGCACAUUGAGUGCUGGAGAACUAGAGUCUCUGCUGUCCCAUAUCCGUGACCUGUUUCCGGACUUGGGAGAGGGAUUCAUACUGGCAUGUUUGGAGGAGUACGGCUACAUUUCUGAACUUGUCAUCAACAACAUUCUGGAAGAUAAACUGUUUCCUUCUCUUGACAAACUGGACAGGGAAAUGGCAAGGCCUGUGAAGAAUGAGCUUCCAUCAGUUUUGAGCACUAGAUCAAACGUGUUUGACGAUGACGACUUUGACGUGUUCAACCGUGACCGACUAGACAUGAGUUGCGUUUGGAAAGGCCGGAGACAGGGGGAGAGUUUGUGUGCCACGCUCAAUGACAAGCAGCACAUCGAAGAGCAGAGAGCGAGAUAUCAAGCCUACCAGACAGUGGUGGAUGAGAUUCCCAUAGCGAAUGGCCCCUCUGGAAAUCGUGAUAAUGCUUUCGGGAUGGAUGAUUAUGAUGAUGAAUAUGAUGACACGUAUGAUACCAACCAAAUUGGAGCCAAUGAUUUAGAUGAAGAGGAUGAACUAUUGAACCGCAGGCCGUUUACUACCCCACAAGUUCUCAGAACAGGCAAACAAGCUCAGGAGAAUGACGAAGACAAGGAUGAGGAGGAAGAGGACAAGAAUGAGGCUGUGAAAAAUGAUCACUUCAUCCAGGACCCAGCAGUUCUCAGAGAGAGAGCCGAGGCCAGGAGAGCUGCUUUACAAAGCAGGAAAGGCUACAGACCACCACCAGCAAGUAAUGUGGUAGGAGGGCCAAAGGGACGGGGCCAGACACAGGAGAUCAUUUUGGACCGUCGCAGAAAAGAAGCGAAUAAGAACAGAGGAGCCAAUCGCAGAAUGAUGGCUGACAGGAAGAGGAACAAGGGCAUGAUCCCUUCCUAAAACUUUUACAUUAACAACAGCACAAUGCACAUUCUUUGAGAGCUAAAAGCAGAAAUAGCACCUGAAGUUUAAUGUAGCUCCUCACUUAUACAUGUUCAAUAUGCAUUGAAAUUACACUCUGGUCUAUUACAUAGACCUAUUAUUCUUUCAGAUUGAAAAUUAGUUUUUUUUUCUUCUGAAGUUUGAAUCAAUGGGCUGAGUUUGAAGUGCUUAGUAAAAUGCACAGGGAUGUGUUUCUAUAAGGGAUCACGAUAAUCUUUUUGUUCUCUUUGCUAGUGAUAGUCAACAUAAUGUGUGACAAGAAAACUUGUAAGGCAAAGGAGUCAUGUCGUUUGACCUGUAACACAUGAGUUUAUUGAACAGAGAAGCGGUACAAACAGUUAUUGCACGAAGUAAAAUUCAAUAAAUAAAUAAAGGAACAUCAGGUUUGAGAAUGUAGCAUUUAAAAUAAAUCUGAGAACGAAUUCUACAAAGGAUGUGGUACAUUACCCUACUCAAGCAAAAAUGCAGCUCAUGAGAUCCUGUUCCAGUUCACUAAAGGUUUAGAAAGCAAUUAAGACUUAACCUCAGAGCAGUCUUUUGAGAAAUCUCCCCAUUUGAGGUUGCACAGACUGGAUACACAGUCUGAUUUCAACAAGAGUCAUAUUGUGCCAAAGGCUGUAAGCAUUCAUCAUUCUAGAAAAGAGAGAUGUCAUUUUUUCACAUAGACUUUGAACAGGCAAUUGUUCUCUUGCCAUGUGGAGAAACAUAUUUCUACUUACUAAGAAAUGCAAAGCAUUUUUGUAAUAAAAAGCAUAUUUAAGAAUGCUUUUGAAAUAAAAAAUAAAACAUGAAUAAAUACUGUUCUUAAGACUGUCUAUAUAUUGUUCCUCUUUUUGUGAGUGUUUACUAUAAUUUGACGUAAUGGUUGUCUACCUGUCUGGCAGAUGCCCUCCUGAGAAAGCAUGGAGUCAAGACGGCUCAUGUAUCAUGACUGAAGCAUGAUAGCUAGGGUCGGGGAAAUUCCUCAGAUUUGGCAUAAGCAUAUAUUGAAAUGAGAUGCUUUGAUUGGCUGCUGUUAAGUACAUUUACAUGCACAGUUAAAAUCAAGCUACAGCAGGGUUUUGCAUUGAUGAGCUACAGUCUUCAUCUAUCCGUUCUAAUAAUCCAACCAUACGUAACUGAAAAUGAAAAGGGGAACAUAACUUUUGGAGGGAUGUCGAGGCCUACUGUAGCUGAGCUACAAAUUGCUUUUUCAUUAUAAGAUCUCUUUAACGUUUUUUUGAAAGAAGUCUCAUGCUCAUCAGGGCUGCAAUUAUCUGAUAAAAAAACAAUAAACCUAAUAUUGUGGAAAAUUAAUUACCAUGUUUAAAAAUAACUUAAUAUAUUU
Sinocyclocheilus grahami is the source of this 3743-nucleotide messenger RNA. Its product is annotated as activating signal cointegrator 1 complex subunit 2-like. The record is from RefSeq and is a predicted model, not a curated record. NCBI's taxonomy places the organism in Eukaryota, Metazoa, Chordata, Actinopteri, Cypriniformes, Cyprinidae. Gene Ontology annotation, molecular function: ubiquitin binding. Gene Ontology annotation, biological process: regulation of DNA-templated transcription.